Messenger RNA from Pseudophryne corroboree (corroboree frog), 2552 nucleotides. It is a transcript of the gene SH2D4B, whose product is annotated as SH2 domain containing 4B. The record is from RefSeq and is a predicted model, not a curated record. Lineage: Eukaryota; Metazoa; Chordata; Amphibia; Anura; Myobatrachidae. The transcript has 11 exons. Bases 1084 to 2373 code for a protein of 429 amino acids. Gene Ontology annotation, cellular component: cytoplasm.
CAACCUCUGCAAGCCCUUGGACAGGCAAUGAGCUCAGGGGGAGGGAACCCUAGAAGGUCAUAUUUUCUUCUUUGUAUUUGAAUUCACUUCAGGUAAAAUGGGAAGCGACCUAGCUGCACACUUCACAUUGAGGGGAAAGCAGGGAAGCAGUGCCCUGAGUCAGUCAGGUGUUUUUUAUUUAUCAAUACAUUGCUGUCAGUUAAAAGUACUUUUUGGAUUAAAGAGUCUGUUACUGGGUGAAGUUUGAAAACUGCAUUUCUUAUAAAGACUACUACAGUACCAGCACUAGUUUGAUGAGCACAAAAUAGUGGGAAGAGCUUGCAAACACAUCUAUUCAUACGGCAUGAAAUACAGUAUCAGCAACUGCCAUGGCUGGAUAUUGUGGCUGGACAAAACAGGAGAGCACAUCCAAUUUCAAUACAAAUAUUGGCAAAUCAAGUUUAUUGUAUUGGAGACAUGCAGCAGAGGAUGAGACGUGCGGCCGUAAUGAUGGUGUUUUCCAAUGCAUGGGCUGGCAUUUUGUCUUUGGAUCAUGCUGGAAGAUCCAUGUUUCUUCACAGGUUUCACAGCAGCUGAAUGGUUAAUCAAUAAAGAGUGAAAUCUCAUCCCCUGCUGCCCUGCGCUGUAAUCGGAUGGCACUCAGAACAAAACCAAGCCUUCCUGUCUGUCACCAGAGAUCAGUUCCCAAAGGACGAACAGCCGUGACAUGGAUAUUGCUGGUGUAGCUGUUACUUUUAACCAUGACAUCACUCAAAACAUUGUUAUCCUGAGCACACAUUGCUUCAAAGCCAGAAACAAAUCAACCAUAGCAAGGGGUGUGAUACUUGCUGUGUUACACUGCUGUCUCUUUACAUUUGUUUUCUUGUCUCUUCUAUGGCAUGUCUGCUCAGCAGCGAUUAUUUUUAGGCACUACUAAAGCUUAUUGACUUAUAGUCUACUUAGAACACUCUACAGUUCUGGCUUAAUGUUCAUUUCUGAGAUAUACUUCCCUAACAAAGCAUGCUAAAGAAAGAAAGGCAAUGACUGGAGUUUGAUGAGUAUAAGUUUGUCUUUGUGUCGCUAUAAAGAGGAUUCCCGGUCAUCAUGUUGCAACAAAUUCUUAAGGACAUGUACAUUGAUCCUGACCUCCUGGCUGAGCUCAGUGAUGAGCAGAAACAAAUUCUCUUCUACAAAAUGAGGGAAGAGCAGAUCAGGCGCUGGACUGAGUGGGACAGAAAUCUUGACAAGGAGCAAUCCAAGAUGAAAAUCAAAGCCAAGUUCCAACACAAUAACUCAAAACACAUACAGUGGCUACGGGGGUGUGAUGGAGAAGUAUGGGUCUGGAUCAUGGGAGAAGCCCAGGGAGAUAAGCCAUAUGAGCAAAUUUCUGAGGAGCUCAUGGCAGAGAGUGCCAAACAGCAAGCUCAAAAGGAGGCAGAGGAACAAUGGAAACAGAAAGAAGCAGAAAUUGAGAAGAAGUUUCGAGAUGCUAUGGCCAAAGAAAAAGCUCGCAUAGUGGCUGAGAAAUGGAAGGUAGAAAUUGAAGAUCGGAAAGCUGCAAAGCUUUUAGAAAAUGAGUUCCAGGAAGAAUUAAAGAAAAAGGAAGAUGAGGAGAGAAGAAAAGGUGAGGAACAAAUUCGCCAGCGGGAAGAGCUACGUGCAAAAGAGUUGUAUUUGAGUCUGAAGAAAGCCCAGCAGCAAAAUCAACGUAAUGAAAACGAGGAGGAAGAGUGGCAAGAACAAUUGCGUAAGUCGAAGGCAGCAGAUGAAGAUCGCAAACACAAAGCUCGGAGGGCGCGGGCUGAAUAUCAUCGUCAGUCUCUACGGGCUAUUCAGAAAGGAAAGGUAGCCGGGCUGAGUAAUUUAUUCCAAAACAGUAGCAUAAACAAUGGCCAGGAAUCUAGUCAAGAGAACAGCAGUUUAUCUCCAUUCAAACUUCAAGUGCCAGUUGAAAAAGUUUGGGAACGACCAGCUCGACCAAUUUCAAGAGAUGUCAUUAUCCGUUGGUUUAAAGAAGAGCAGAUCCCUCAGCGUGCUGGCAUGAAAAGAAAUAGCAAACAGAUUGCAACAUGGUUCCACGGAAUCAUAAGUCGUGAGUGUGCAGAAAAGCUACUGAUGAACAUGUCUGAAGGAUCCUUCCUUGUGCGUGUCAGUGAGAAAAUUUGGGGCUAUGCACUGUCUUACAGACAUCAAACUGGCUUCAAGCAUUUUCUAGUGGAUGCCUCAGGAGAUUAUUACAGCUUUCUGGGUGUAGACCCAAACAGACAUUCAACUCUUACUGAUCUCAUUGAUUUUCACAAGGAGGAAGUUAUUACAAGUUCUGGAGGAGAGCUGCUUGUAGAAGCCUGCGGACAAGCACAGUCCCCACCUGACUAUAGCAUAUUGUUUGAAUGAGACAGCUAAUAACUGCAAUAUUGUGCACUACAGAUUAUGAAUGAUUGUUAUCUUAACUCCAUUAAUGAUUAAGCAACAAAGAACAUUUCUACUUCUUGAGAGUGUCAAUAACUUCAGAUUUGAAGAUCUGGUUGCUUAGUGUAUUUUUUAUGGUUUUAAUAUGUCCUUUUUAUUCACUG